AUGUCGAUUCUUAACCAAAAUAAUAAUAUAAUAACUUUGGACGUGGAAGGUGUAUUUUUUAAAACCAGAAUUAAAACCUUGAAAUCGAUUGAAGGCACUUGGUUUAGUCAUUUUUUCGAGAGACAGGAUUGGGAGAAAGAUUUGGAUCGGGUAGGUUUUUAGGGGGAUUUGGGAGAAUUUUUAGAGAAUUCAUGUUUUCUAGACAUUCUCAAAAAUUGCAAAAAUCAACUUCUAAAAUUAGUUAUGACGUGGCAAAUUUUGAAAAAUCGGGACUUUACGAAGCUUUGACUAAAUUCAGAAUUGAUUUUCAUGAGAAUCUGAUGAACGCUGUGCUUUCAGAUUUUCACAAAAUUUAAUUCUCAGAGUUUCGUAAAGUCCCGAUUUUUCAAACUUUGCCACGUCAUAACUCAUGUUAUGAGUUGUUUCUACAAUUUUUGAAAGCGGAAUCGUGAUCAGCAGGCAGAAAACUACACUUUUUUCAAAAUGGGAAAUUAAUAUUUAUGAACUAAGACGUCAGCGUGACCUCAUUUUUCUAUUUAUUUUGAAAACAUUUGAGAAACCAGCUCAUUUCUAGUUUUUAUACAGGAUGGCCGACUUUUUAUUGAUCGUGAUUCGACAGUUUUCCCAGUUAUUUUGAACUUCCUUCGGGAUCAUGAACAAUGCCCACUUCCAGUUGAUAAUUAUCAUUUGGAACGGAUUCUGAGAGAAGCUGUGUAAGUUUGAUUUCAUUUUUUUUAGAUAGCUGAAAUUUUAGCUUAAUGAAUUUCUAGGAUUUUCAACAUUGGACCACUUCGAAAUAUUGUUGAAUCGAAAUUGAAGUGUAAUUGUAACACUCCGGUGAAAACACCAGUGAAACAAAAACCACCGAUGACAAAACGUGAGAUGGAAUAUCUAUGUUUUCUAGUAGUUUUCGACCUGCUGAUCACGAUUCUGCAGAAUUCAACUUCCUGAUGAGUUAUGACGUGGCAAAAUUCGAAAAUUUUGAAAAUCGGGAAACUAGCUUGAUUUUUAUGCAAAUCGAUGCGAGAAAGUCCCGAUUCUUAAAAAUUUUAGAAUUUCGCCACGUCAUAACUCAUCAGGAAGUUGAGUUCUGCGAUUUUUGACGACCGGGUCGUAUUCAGCGGGUCGAAAACUACUAGAAACCCUAUUUUAACCAUCACUUCCUUAGCAAAAAGUGAAUUUUUCUAGCUCCUCCACCACCGCCACCUUUUAUUCAGCCACCACCACCACCUUCCAACAAUUCUUCCCAGCCACAGGUUCUUGUUCCGAUGAGAACUUCAAAAAAGACAAAAGCAACUGCUGAAAAUAUCGGCCUACCGCAAGAUUUCAAACAUUUGGCUCACGUUGGAUGGAAUGGUGCAUCAGUAAUUUUGAAUAAAAGUGAUGAAACUGUCAAGAAAAUUUGCGAUGCUGCUAGUGAAGCUGUGGAUUUAAAUGUGAGAAUUUUUCAAAAACUAACAAAACCUCCUCAAUUUUAGGCCGUUUACAAUGUUGUCAAUAAAAAUGGUCCGGAAGAUGAUAGCGAAAGUGUGGAAGUUUUGAUAACUGGUGGUUUAAUGCGAUCGAAAAAUGCAUAA
This is a messenger RNA of Caenorhabditis angaria, 1577 nucleotides long. NCBI's taxonomy places the organism in Eukaryota, Metazoa, Nematoda, Chromadorea, Rhabditida, Rhabditidae. The record is from the annotation of a GenBank genome assembly.